AUGGCCCGCGGAUUAAGGCCAGACAAUCAGUCCAAGCCUUUCGCUUGGACCACUGUCUUCUACCUUUUGCUCGUUUUUAUCGCUCCUCUCGCGCUUUUGGGAACCGCCCAUGCCUCGGAGGAGCAAAAUGUCACUGACAACUAUGGCACUGUCAUCGGAAUCGAUUUGGGAACCACGUACUCUUGCGUCGGCGUGAUGCAAAAUGGCAAGGUUGAAAUUCUCGUCAACGACCAAGGAAACCGUAUCACUCCCUCAUACGUGGCCUUCACUGAUGAGGAGCGUUUGAUCGGUGAUGCGGCAAAGAAUCAAUACUCGGCUAACCCUACACGUACAAUCUUCGACAUCAAGCGUUUGAUUGGUCGUAAGUUCAAUGAUAAGGACGUUCAGAAGGAUAUCAAGAACUUCCCCUUCGAAGUCUCUUCCAAGGAUGGCAAGCCAGUCGUUUCAGUUGACGUCAACAUGUCCUCCAAGACUUUCACUCCCGAGGAAGUGUCCGCCAUGGUCUUGACCAAGAUGCGUGAGAUCGCCGAAGGUUACCUUGGAAAGACUGUUACCCACGCCGUCGUUACCGUUCCCGCCUACUUUAAUGACGCUCAACGUCAGGCCACCAAGGACGCCGGUACUAUUGCCGGCUUGAACGUCCUGCGUGUUGUCAACGAACCCACCGCCGCCGCUAUCGCCUACGGUCUGGACAAGACUGGUGAUGAGCGCCAGAUCAUUGUUUACGAUCUUGGUGGUGGUACUUUCGAUGUGUCUCUCCUCUCUAUUGACAACGGUGUCUUCGAGGUGUUGGCUACCGCUGGUGACACUCACUUGGGUGGUGAGGACUUUGACCACCGGGUUAUGGAUCACUUUGUCAAGCUUUACAACAAGAAGCACGAUGUUGAUAUUACCAAGGAUUUGAAGACCAUGGGUAAAUUGAAGCGCGAGGUUGAAAAGGCCAAGCGAACUCUCUCUUCCCAGAUGUCUACCCGUAUUGAAAUUGAGGCUUUCCAUGAGGGCAAGGACUUCUCCGAGACCCUUACUCGCGCCAAGUUCGAGGAACUCAACAUGGACUUAUUCAAGCGAACUCUAAAGCCUGUGGAGCAGGUUCUCAAGGAUGCCAAGGUCAAGAAGAGCGAAAUUAACGACAUUGUCUUGGUCGGUGGUUCUACUCGUAUCCCCAAGGUCCAGUCUCUUCUCGAGGAGUUUUUCAAUGGCAAGAAGGCUAGCAAGGGUAUCAACCCUGAUGAGGCUGUUGCUUUCGGUGCCGCCGUUCAGGGUGGUGUCCUUUCCGGUGAGGAAGGAACUGGAGACGUUGUUCUCAUGGACGUCAACCCUCUUACCCUUGGUAUUGAGACCACUGGUGGUGUUAUGACCAAGUUGAUCCCUCGUAACACUGUUAUCCCCACUCGCAAGUCUCAGAUCUUCUCGACGGCCGCCGACAACCAACCCACCGUCUUGAUUCAAGUCUACGAGGGAGAGCGUGGUAUGACCAAGGACAACAACCUCCUUGGCAAAUUUGAACUCACUGGAAUCCCACCCGCUCCCCGUGGUGUGCCUCAGAUCGAGGUCUCUUUUGACCUUGAUGCUAACGGUAUCCUCAAGGUCAGCGCUGCUGACAAGGGCACCGGAAAAGCCGAGUCAAUCACCAUCACCAACGACAAGGGACGCCUUACCCAAGAGGAGAUUGACCGCAUGGUUGCGGAAGCUGAGCAGUUCGCCGAGGAAGACAAGGCAGCUCGUGGCAAGAUUGAGGCUCGUAAUGCCCUUGAAAACUAUGCCUUCAGCUUGAAGAACCAGGUCAACGAUGAAGAUGGUCUUGGUGGAAAGCUUGACGAGGAUGACAAGGAGACUAUCUUGGACGCCGUCAAGGACGCCACUGACUGGCUCGAUGAGUACGGCGCCAGCGCUACCAUGGAAGACUUCGAGGAGCAGCGUGAGAAGUUGUCCAGCGCAGCCUACCCGAUCACCAGCAAAUUGUACGGCGCUGGCGCUGGUUACGACGAGGAUGAUGAGCCCAGCGGCCACGACGAGCUUUAA
Molecule: messenger RNA, 2022 nt
Organism: Talaromyces atroroseus
Lineage: Eukaryota; Fungi; Ascomycota; Eurotiomycetes; Eurotiales; Trichocomaceae
Product: glucose-regulated protein-like protein
Exons: 4
Coding region: 1-2022 (673 amino acids)
Biological process (GO): endoplasmic reticulum unfolded protein response; cellular response to unfolded protein; protein refolding
Cellular component (GO): cytoplasm; nucleus; endoplasmic reticulum chaperone complex
Molecular function (GO): ATP-dependent protein folding chaperone; ATP hydrolysis activity; misfolded protein binding
Source: RefSeq, a predicted model, not a curated record